This is a messenger RNA of Lepisosteus oculatus (spotted gar), 733 nucleotides long. It is a transcript of the gene ndufb5, whose product is annotated as NADH:ubiquinone oxidoreductase subunit B5. The record is from RefSeq and is a predicted model, not a curated record. NCBI's taxonomy places the organism in Eukaryota, Metazoa, Chordata, Actinopteri, Semionotiformes, Lepisosteidae.
AUCGACUUCCUGCCGUCCGCUUUGCCCUUAACAGCCAUGGUGGGCAUGAGCGUCCUGUCGUCUGCGGCUGCAUUUGCAGCAAGAUUGAAUGUAUUCAAAUCCGGGUUUUCGAAAGGGAAUUUUCUCUUCAGGACUGUCCCACGAAUAGAGAACGCCACUGUGCGAUAUGGGAGUCAUUCGAAACGGAUGUUUAUCAUCAAGCCUACCAGGUUCUAUGACUCGCGUUUCCUUCGUUCAUUGUACUUCUACACACUGUUAACUGGCAUUCCAGUCACUGUGAUCAUCACGUGUGUGAAUGUAUUUAUCGGGCAAGCGAAACUGGCAGAAAUCCCAGAAGACUAUGUCCCAGAACACUGGGAGUAUUACAAGCACCCCAUCACCCGGUGGAUCGUCCGGAACUUCUACGACCCGCCAGAGAAGGACUACGAGAAGAUGAUGGCUUUGAUCCAGAUUGAGGCGGAAAAGGCCGAGCUGAGGCUGAAGCAGCAGGAGGUGCGCAGGCACAUGCGCCAGAAGGGCGACGGGCCCUGGUUCCAGGUGGAGACCAUGGACAAGCAGCUGAUUGACUACUCCCACAAGGCCACGCCCGACAACUGAGGCAGCGCCGGCCUUCCGCGAGCCGCAGAGACCGCCGCCUGCUCGCCCGCUCGGCGGGGGCAUGCCAGUAAUUUAUCCCCUGUAUAUGUUUGUAUAAUAAUGCUCUGGCUUUAAAUAAAGCCUUUUCAAUGUUUCA